Ostertagia ostertagi is the source of this 348-nucleotide messenger RNA. The record is from the annotation of a GenBank genome assembly. NCBI's taxonomy places the organism in Eukaryota, Metazoa, Nematoda, Chromadorea, Rhabditida, Trichostrongylidae.
AUGUCAGAUCUCGAAAAAAAAAGUAUUUGCCAUGUUGACGGUAAUGUCGCUACCUGUGAGUGUCCGCCAGGGUUCACUGGUGAAAACUGCUCCGAACAAAACGUAACCACUUCUUCAUCGUGUGCUACAAAUCCAUGCCAAAAUGGUGGUACCUGUCAAGCUAUAGGAGACCCGUUGGAGGACGGAUUUCUAUGCAGCUGUCGGGUUGGAUUUGAAGGAAACCUGUGUGAACAUGUGACCACCGAAUGGCAAUCUUCUGUGGAGGAGGUAACUCUACUGUCAACGGCCUCAUUAGCCGUCUCGCCAACGACGACAAUCCCAACUACAUCGGCCAGGUAUUCACCACAG